UUACGACUCUAACCCCGUGAUCCCUGAUUUUUUUAUAAAUGCACCAGGGAGCGGGGAAAGGUUUCCAGAGAGAGGAAAAAAAAAAUUAUAUAUCUCAGCCCCUGAAAAAAAAAAUAAAAAUAAUAAUAAAAAAAAAUAGAUAUAAAAGUCAGGGAGCAGCCAGAAGUUCGGGAAAGGCUCCUGAUGCUUCUUUCCUGGCAGUGAUUCCACGGCAAAUCCUUCCCAUCCCAAGAUCCAGGAGAAGCAGCAGGAUUCCAGGCACUUGCAGAGCUCACGUGGCCUCAGGAAUGUUUGGGGACAUUUUUCCAUCCUGGGAAUGUGGGAAAAGCCCCACGGGAGAUCCUUGGUGGGAUUUUGGAGAGGUGAGGCCAGCGCCAUGUCCCACCCCAGGCUGCUGCUGCUGCUCGUCCUGCUGGGAGCCACCAGCACCAGCCGCGCCCUGAGCCUCUCCAGCGCCGCCUCCAUCCUCAGCUGCCUCAAGGCCGCGCUGGCGGAAGCGCAGCGGAUCCACCUCCAGGAAAACGCCGCGCUGGACAAGCGCCAGUCGCCGUCCCUGGAGGAGGCGUCCGAGGAGGAGGACGGGGAGGAGGAAGAGCUGGGGAAAAGGACAUUCCCAGGGGAUGGCCACUCCAAACAUGUGUCCCAGGGGAAGGCCAAGAGCCACCAGAACCGGGCCAAGAGCGACCGGCGCGCCAAGGUGACGCUGUCGCUCGACGUCCCCACCAACAUCAUGAACAUCCUCUUCAACAUCGCCAAGGCCAAGAACCUGCGGGCCAAGGCGGCGGCCAACGCGCACCUGAUGGCGCAGAUCGGCCGCAGGAAGUGACCGGAGGGGGCAGCGGGCCGGGAGCGC
Messenger RNA from Oenanthe melanoleuca, 853 nucleotides. RefSeq names its product urocortin 3 (gene UCN3). The transcript has 3 exons. Gene Ontology annotation, cellular component: extracellular region. NCBI's taxonomy places the organism in Eukaryota, Metazoa, Chordata, Aves, Passeriformes, Muscicapidae. The coding region runs from base 317 to 826 and encodes 169 amino acids. Gene Ontology annotation, biological process: adenylate cyclase-activating G protein-coupled receptor signaling pathway; hormone-mediated signaling pathway; cellular response to nutrient levels. The record is from RefSeq and is a predicted model, not a curated record. Gene Ontology annotation, molecular function: corticotropin-releasing hormone receptor 2 binding; hormone activity.